UAAUCCUUAGUUUUAAUUUUUAAAUGUAGGAUUAUUUUUAUAUAAUUUUAUUUAUCUAUAUAUUUGUCUAUGUAAAAGCAACAUCCCUAUUUUUCCAGCAAUAUUUCUGUGAUUUGUCCAGACCAACAAACAGUUCUCGCCUCACCUGUUUAACUCCCAGUCAGGGGCCACAAAAGACACACAGGAUCUAAGGCUUGAAUUAUUGAUCACUGGCUGAGGGGGGAAUGAAACCUGGGGCUGCUCAAUCCUGGUGACAGACAAUAAAUCCGAAUACCCCAUGGAAAGAUGAAAGGACUGAGGGAUUAAGUUAGAGAAGAGGGGAAGAGGAGCAUGACAGCACUAGAACACAGGCGCUGAUGAGAGGGAGGGAGUGAGGUAGGGUUAAUCAGUCUGUGAGCUGCAGACACACUCUUACAGUACACAGGGGAAAUGGGUCCUCAGCUACACUUCAGCAGCACCUACUCAGAGGAGUUUAGUUACCCGGCUCGGGUCAAACCCACCCGGCCCAGACCGUCCUCUGCGUAUCGCAAGAACAAUCCUCAUCCACGGCCGGACUUCCUGAUGCCAAGAAUGCUGCAGACAGGAUAUGGCUCACGGAAAUACUUUCAGACAUCUACUCCUUCUACCUCUUUUCUACCUCCAGUCAGACACAUAUCAGUCCAGUAUCCAGACGUACAAACAGCACAUGGACAGUCAAUGCAGAGCUCAUCACAAAGAGACUCCAAACCACCUGUGAUCUCGACUGCAGUUUGUACACUGCCACCUGCUGCCUGGCUUCUCAAACCACAGACAAACAACUUUGCUCAUCCAACAAUCUCAAACACUCAAGGGAAAUAUUCAGAGACAGAUCGUAUCAGAUCAGCUUGGAACCAGCAGACGGACAUCAUGCCAUCUUUAAAAACCUUCAAACACCAGGUUACCCAUCCUCACAGAUCACGCUCAAAAUCCACUACUGAUUGCAGUGAAGGACACAGCUGUUUCCAUGUGGUGAAGCCAUAUAAAGUUGGACACUACAUCAUCCACCCAGAGUUUGUGUCUGAAGCAAAGCACUACUAAAAACCACAUUGUUUGGGCAUUUUAUAUUUAUUUAUUUUCAUUUAUUGUCAUUUUAAUAAUGUCAUUUUACAGUGUAUUAUUGAGGUACAUUAUGUGUUUGGAGAUCCUGCCUUGUAAAAUAUGCUUGGGUGCAGCUUCAAUUUAUUGACUGUAGAAUGUAUUUUUGGAUCUUACAUGAAAAUAAACAACG
Carassius carassius (crucian carp) is the source of this 1246-nucleotide messenger RNA. RefSeq lists its product as uncharacterized. The record is from RefSeq and is a predicted model, not a curated record. The transcript is spliced from 5 exons. NCBI's taxonomy places the organism in Eukaryota, Metazoa, Chordata, Actinopteri, Cypriniformes, Cyprinidae. Bases 430 to 1056 code for a protein of 208 amino acids.